AUGCCUUAUCUUCCAGAACGACAAUAUGGUCUUCUGUCUCAUCGACGAUUACUAGCUAAAUUAAAAAAUUCAUCUUCAAUCACACGACGAUUGAAAUUAGACCGAACAUUAAAUGUGCAUCGUGGCUGUGUAAAUACAAUAUGUUGGAAUGAACGUGGCACGGCAAUAUUAUCAGGUUCCGACGAUCAGCAUUUGAUCGUCACAGAUCCAUACACAACAAAAGUUCUGACAAGUGUACAUAGUGGUCACCGAGAAAAUAUUUUUUCAGUGAAAUUCUUACCUGAGACAAACGAUCGUCGUGUUGUGUCAUGUUCGGGCGAUGGUGUCAUUUUUCAUACAAACUUUGAUCGACCAGCGAAUUCGCAGAGCAAUGAUGGAUGCUUUACAUGUCAUGGAGCAGCGACAACUUACGAAGUGAGAGUUAUACCAAGAACACCAGAUUUAUUCUUCUCUUGCUCUGAUGAUUGUACCGUGCGAUUGUAUGACUUACGAACAAAAAGUAAUUGUUUAAAAGCACAUUGCAAUGAUGAUAUAUUGAUCAAAAGUAAAUGGGGUAUUACAUCAAUUGACGUUAAUCCGAUGAACCCAUAUGAAAUCGUUUGUGGUUGUUCUGAUUCAUCUGUUCGCCUGUAUGAUCAUCGGAAAUUAUCUACACUUUCUCAGUCUGACCCAGCGACAUUUCGUCGAUGUGAAGGUUCUAUCAAUGGACUCAUAUCUCGUUUCGUUCUGAUUGAUCGGAAAGUAAAACGACCGCCACGCAUCACAUCGGUUGUAUUUAAUCAACAUGGCACGGAAAUUUUGACGUCAUAUUCAUCUGAAUCUCUCUAUUUGCUUAAUCCCAAACAAACAGUAUCCCAAGAACAAGCUCAGGAACGCUUGACUCAGCAUCGAAAUGAGAAACAAGCACGAGCGAAUUUGAACGAAAGUAAAGCGACGCCAAACGAAUCAUCAACAGCUCCUGAAAAGAAACCGUCUCAAUUUAAACGGUUACGUCUUCGAGGAGAUUGGAGUGACACUGGACCUGAUUCGCGGCCAAUGAAUGAACACGAAAAAGCUCAACCAUCGACAACAACGACUACUUCUGAUAAUAACAAUGAUACGGAACAGUCACAACCAACAAGUGAUAAUUCGAAUACAAAUGUACCGCAAACAACAGCGAAUCGAGGUCGUAAUCUACAAAACUUCUUUAUGCAACGCAUGAGUGAUAUAUUAACACAACUUGUUGCUAAUACAGAAACAAACAGUGAAACGAAUGAACCAUCGACUACUGAAACAACGGCAACAGCAGAAGCAGAAGUAGCACAACCUCAAUCUGCAACAUCAGUCAGCACUAGUCCGAUUGUGGAACUACCUCCAUCACCUCCACCGACCGAACAAGAAGCACGAACGACGACUAAUCAAACCGAAAACGACACGGAAUCUGAUAACAGUCAAGAUCGAACUGGAGUAUUUGACAUAUUAUUCGGAAGAAAUCGAACGCGAAAUGUUGCUGAGGACGACGAUGAGGAUGAUGAUGAUGAUGAUGACAGUGCGGAUGAUGAUGAAGACAGAAAUGGUGGAGAUCCUCAUUCAACACCACCUACGACAACUGCAGAGAAUUCUGCAUCAUCUCGACGAAAUCGACAUCCACUAAUGACUGCCAAAUGGGAUCGCAUCAUGAAACGUCGUGAAGCUGAACGAUGUCAAGAAGAAAAUCUUCUGCAAAAUGUCCCAAGUCUCAGUUUAAUUAACUCGUAUGACGGCCAUCGCAACGCACGUACAAUGAUCAAGGAAGCAAACUUCUGGUCGGAUUCAUUUGUUAUGUCGGGUUCUGAUUGCGGACACAUAUUUAUUUGGAAUAAAUUCACCGGCAACAUUGUACGAAUUAUUCAAGCUGAUGAACACGUCGUUAAUUGUGUUCAACCACAUCCAUUAGAUUAUCCUAUAUUAGCAUCAAGUGGAAUUGAUUAUAACAUCAAAGUGUUUUCACCACUGGCACAAGCACCAAUCGAUGAUAGUGCACUUAUUCAUCGUACAAUAAAACGUAAUCAUGCAAUGCUGGAGGAAACAUCGAGCACAAUAACAGUACCCGCUGCCUUCAUGUUUCGUAUGUUGACGUCAUUCUACCGUUUACAGCGACCCGAAGGAGCAUUUGGACAAGAUGACGACGACGAAUAA
Messenger RNA from Adineta ricciae, 2157 nucleotides. The record is from the annotation of a GenBank genome assembly. Lineage: Eukaryota; Metazoa; Rotifera; Eurotatoria; Adinetida; Adinetidae.